Kockovaella imperatae is the source of this 2361-nucleotide messenger RNA. Its product is annotated as Endonuclease/exonuclease/phosphatase. The transcript has 4 exons. Lineage: Eukaryota; Fungi; Basidiomycota; Tremellomycetes; Tremellales; Cuniculitremaceae. Gene Ontology annotation, cellular component: cytoplasm; nucleus; CCR4-NOT complex. The coding region runs from base 1 to 2361 and encodes 786 amino acids. Gene Ontology annotation, biological process: nuclear-transcribed mRNA poly(A) tail shortening. Gene Ontology annotation, molecular function: poly(A)-specific ribonuclease activity. The record is from RefSeq and is a predicted model, not a curated record.
AUGUUCUACCCUCACCAUCAAUCGGGACAACCCGCCUCCUCCUCCAAGCACCACGACGGUCCCCCAGGUCCCGGCUCCAAUGCUCCGCCUAGUGGACUCGGUGGAACUUGGGGAAGGCAUCCGUUUCCUCCGCCUGGAGGUCCGAUGCCACUUCCUUCCCCAGGGUACGGUCCCCCUAGCGGACCAGGAGGGCCUAAUGGGAAUCAGGGUCCAUCGGGCCAAGGAGUGAAUGGGAUGAUGGGCUUCGCACCUGGUCCGCAUCUACCGGGUCAUGGACCUCAUCCAAGCUUUGGGAAUGGCUCUGGUGGAAUGCACCUCGGCUCAGGAGCAGGAGGUAGUCUCGGCAUGGGAUAUGGGAUGGGAAUGUUUGCCAACUCUGGAGGUCAGGGCAAUGGGUUAGGCGGAGGCCAAGGUGGAAGUCCACCUAGACCAGCAGAGAGUAAUAUGCCAAUGACUUCGCAUUGGCAGCAGCAGCUCAUGCGCUACGAGGCUGCAAGGGCAUCCAACUCGCCUCAUCAUCGAGCUCGAUCCGCUGCUAUGGCCUCGAGAAUGUCGAACAAACCGUCUGCCGUCACCAUUUCUGACCCUAAUCAUAUUUCUACUCCCUCAUCCCUCGCACCGACCCUCAAUGGAACCAGCAAAAAGCAUAAUGCCGGAUCCCUCUCCGUCUCUAGCCGGAUCGAAACACCUCCCCCGCCCAGCUCAGAUCCAGGGACGACACCGGCGCUGUCGACAGUUGAUCCUGCUGAUCCGACUGCCGCUCCAGCUCCCGCGACAAAGGACGACGAAACGACGUCGAACGAACCCUGGAUGGGAUUAGAUCUAGGCGGAAUCAAGCUCAGGACCUUGUCUACUGCUCUGUUCACUUUCACCCACAUAACUCAACUCUACGUCAACCACAACGCCCUCUCCUCCCUCCCUUCUGCCAUUUCUUCUCUGCGGCAACUUAGCUUGUUGGACGCGACCGGCAACGAAUUGACAGCGAUCCCACCAGAAGUAGGCUAUCUCUUCAAAUUGACCGAGCUGUUGCUCUUCGAUAAUCAUUUGACAACGCUGCCAUUCGAGCUCGGAAUGCUGUACAAGCUUGAAACACUCGGGAUCGAGGGCAAUCCAAUGGAUGAAAAGUUCAAGAAGCUGUUGGCGGAGAAUGGUACCCCGGGUUUGAUCAUGCACCUCAGGGAUGAAGCGCCUUCGCCAGAUCCUCCUCCACAGCGGUCCUGGAUCGAAAUUGAGAAUCCGCCUCCUCAUCCAUCUGAAGGCAAGCAAGAGCAAUUGACAGUCUUGUCCUACAACAUUCUUUGCCCAUCGUUCACACCUAGCUCUACCUAUGUCUACACUCCAUCCUGGGCACUGGAUUGGCAAUAUCGAAAGGGCGUGAUCCUGGACGAGAUCACCAAUGCGGCACCAGAAAUUGUCUGUCUCCAGGAAAUCGACUGCGAGCAGUAUGCCGAGUUCUUCCACCCUCAUCUCAAGCAACAUGGAUACGAAGGGUGUCAUUAUCCGAGAACGAGAGCCCGGACCAUGCCUCCGGAAGAGGCCAAGCUGGUCGAUGGCUGUGCGACCUUCUGGAAGGCCGACAGAUUUCAGCUCAUUGAGACCCAAGUCAUCGAGUUCAACCAGGUUGCGCUUCAAAAGAUUGAUAUGCGGACAGAUGACAUGUUCAACCGAGUCAUGUCCCGAGACAAUAUUGCGGUGGUCUGCAACUUUGAGCUUAUCGCAUCUGGUGCUCGGUUAAUGGUGUGCAACGCCCAUAUUUACUGGGAUCAUCGGUAUCGAGACGUCAAGUUGGUCCAGACGGGAAUGUUGAUGGAAGAGCUCGAAAAGGCAAUCGAUAGAUUUGCAAGUCUGCCACCGAAACCUCAGACUGGAUCGGAAUACAACAACGGCAAGUCUCCAUCCUACGAUCGCCGCAAACAUGGGCUCGACAUUCCUUUCAUUCUGUGUAUGGAUACGAACUCGACAUUGGACUCGUCAGUCUACAAUUACCUGUCAACAGGUACAGUGCCUCCAGAUCACGAGGAUUUCAUGUCGCACACCUACGGAACAUACACCAACAAGGGCCUGACUCACGGUCUGGACCUCGAGAGUGUAUGCGCCAGCUUUGGUGGUAUGAAAAUGACCAAUCAUACGCCGACGUUCAAGGAGGCGAUCGACUACAUCUUCUUCACUCCCCAGAAUCUUUCGGUACUGAGCGUACUAGGUGACGUGUCUCAAGACUAUCUGGACAAGACGGUCGGGUUUCCAAACGUCCAUUUCCCGUCCGAUCACAUCCCAGUCUUUGCCCAGUUGAGAAUCAAGGGCAAAGUCGAUCCUAGUGCGUCCGGUGACGACAAGCCGAAUGGCUUCCGUCGCCGGGACUGA